AUGGGCGCCCUCUCCGACUACGUCGGGGCGCUCAAGUUCGCCAACGAGGCGGCCGUCCGGCGCGCCAUCGCCUUCGUGAGCGCGCGCGGCGACGCGCCGGGCCUGCUCCGCGUCCUCGACGGCCACCUCAAGGACCGCGUCGCGGAGGAGAUGCCCCCGUCCGCGGCCUCGUUCUGCCCCUACGCGGGCAUGACGUGGGCCUCCGGGCCGUGGGCUAGGAUGGUCGAGCACGAGGACGGCACGAGCGGGGCCACGCUCUUCGGCGAGGGCCUCGCGCUCGUCGCGGCGAUGGCGGACGCGGAGAUCACGCGCGUGCACGUCCGCGUCGCGGAGCCGAGCUCCAAGCUCGACGCGCUCUUGAUCGCGCUACACCCGCGUCCCGCGCCCUCGCCCGCGUCCUACGCGCGCUCUUUUGGACCCUCGCGCGGUCCCGCGCCGCAGGAAGCGGCCAUCGGAAGCGCGCUCGGCGUCGGCGAGGGGCACGGGUUUAACGAGGCCCACUGCGGGCCCUGGCGCUACGGCGACAACGUGCCCGCGUGGGUCUUCCUCGCCUGGCUGCUCAAGGUCGAGUACGGCGAGUGGCGCGUCGAGGACGCGAACUCCGGCGCACUUUUUGUGCUGCGCGAUGAGGGGCUGCGCGCGAGCUCGCCGGAGGGCCUCGCGGUCCUCGCGCGGUACGUCGACGCGACGUUCCACCUCGAGAACCCGCGCAUCGCCGACGCGGGCGGCGCGCGCGCCGUCACGGUUUCAUGUCUGCAGAAGGAGCAGGCCAGCUUCGCCGGCAAGCUCGGCAACAAGGUCAAGUGGGACCUCACGAAGAAGCUGCGGGCGGCCCUGACGGCCGUGGACCUCGUGACCUGCCUGUGCGUGCUCGGCGUGGGCGGCGCCGGCGGCACGUCGUGGCGCUUUGCGCUGUCGAACGCGCUCUGCCAGGCCGUCGACCGCGUCGGCCGCGCCGACGACGCGGCCGCGCGGCGCGCGGUCGCGCAGGUCUACACCAUCUUCGAGGUCAUCUACGGCGCCGAGGACGUCGCGGCGGCGAUGCCCGUGGGCACCUCGGUCGCCGCCGUCUACGCGGCGGCCAAAGAGGCCAGCGGCUACCUCGGCGCGGCGGAGCUCGCGGCGCGGCGCGAGGCGACGCGCGCGGAGCGCAAGGCGGCGCGCGCGGAGGCGGGGCUCGCGGCGCGCGCGGAGCUGAAGACGGAGGACGGCUGCGCGGCGGCCCUGGCGCGCGCGGAGCAGAAGAAGGCGACGGCGGCGCUCGUGACGGAGGACAAGUGCCGCGCCGAGGAGGCGGAGCGCGGCGCCCUGGACCUUGCGGCCGCGGAGCUCGAGGAGUCGGGGUGCGCCGCGCGCGACUCCGCGGCGGCGGCGUGGGCGCGGGAGGAAGCGGCCGUGGAGUCGGAGGCGAAGGUCGCGGCGCUGGAGGCGGCCCUCUGCCGCGCCAAGAUCGAGCGGGACGAGGCCACGCGCGAGGCGCGCGAGGCCCGCGACGGCGCGGAGGCGGAGGCCGCGCGCGUGACGGCGGCGUUGAAGGAGAAGGAGCGCGUCAAGGCGCGCACCGCGGAGGCGGCGGAGGCGUCGGCGGAGGCGGCGGGCGCCCAGGCGGUCGCGUGCGCGGAGUUCUACUCCGUCGCGCGGAACGUCGCCCGCGCGCGGAACGUCCUGCGCGACGCCGAAGGCCUGCGGCCGCUGCAGCUUCCGAGAACAGGCGCUCAACUGGACGCUGUGGCGCGGCGGGCCUCGAAGGCGCAGCAGAAGGCCGCCGCGCUGAAGGACGCGUCCGCGGCGGACGUCGCGCGGCGCGCGGCCGCAGCGGACAAGUUCGACUGGCUCUACCGCGUCGACGAAAAAAAGACGUGCGGCUUCUUCGCCAAGUCCGGCGACGGCCUGUGGAUUCCCUUUGCCACGAGCGCCGCGCUCGUCAAGGACGCGGCCUUCGUCGCGGCGGCGCCGUUCUUGGCAAACAAGGCCCCCGAGACAGCCUUGAGCAACGUGAGCAACGUUCUUAAGGGCCGCAUGGAGGCGAAGGGCCCCGUCGAGCUCUGCUACUGGCCGCCGGAGGAGGCGACGGACGCGCUCAUCGAGCUCGCCAACCGCGUGUUCCCGCGCAAGCCCACGAAGCGCCUCGCGGAGACCGCGGCGGCGGCUCCCGCGGCGGCGGCGCCCCUCCUCUACUCCUGCGUCCUAGCUGUCGACUACACGCACGACUGGCCCCUCUACCGCGCGGCCUUUGGGAGCUGCAACAAGCAGGACAAGCCCCAGCCGCUGUGGCCGGUCAUCGGCGCGGCGGCGCCGCAGCUGUGGCUGUGGACCGGCGACGCCGUCUACGCGCACGGCUCGGCGGCGGCCCUCGCGCGCGCCGUCGACCGCCAGCGGCGCAACGCGAACUACAGCGCGUUCGCGAAGGGCGUCGUCGUCGACGGCGCGUGGGACGACCACGACCUCGGCGUCAACGACGCCGGGCGCGGCGUCGCCGAGCUCGCGGCGCGGCGGCGCGCCUACGUCGAACUCUUCGACGACGCGGCGCGGCGCCGCGAGCGCGCCGAGGAGCGCCGCGGCGUCUACGGCUCGCGGCGCUUCGGCCCGCCGGGCCGCCGCGCGACCGUGCUCCUCCUCGACACGCGGUCCUUCCGCGACGACUACCUGCUGCCGUCGUGGAACGUCGGGUCCUGGUGCUUCGGCAUCCCCGUCCUCGGGCGCCUCGCGCCGCUCGCGGCCGCGGCGCUCCGCCUCGUCUCGGGGCUGCUCGACCUGCCGCGGCGCGCGGACUUCGGCGGCGACGUCUUAGGCGAGGCCCAGUGGGCCUGGCUCGAGCGGGAGCUGCUGGACGCGCGCGACUCGUCCUUCGUCGUCGUCGCGUCGUCGGUCCAGGUGCUCACGUCGAACCCGACGUUCGAGUCGUGGGCGCACUUCCCGAAAGCGAAGCGGCGGCUGCUGGCGCUGCUCUACGCGACGAACGCGUCCGGCGUCGCGCUCCUCUCGGGCGACGUGCACCACGCGGAGGUCGCCGCGCCGGCGCCGGGGCCCGUCUGCGGCGACGUCGUCGAGGUCACGUCGUCGGGGCUCACGCACGCGAUGAGCACGUCGGCCGUGACGAAGCUGCUCUUUCCGCCGCUCCUGCGCUACUUCCACGCGCACCGCCCGGAGCCCGGCGCCUACUACGCGGACCCGAACUUCGGCCGGCUCGACUUCGACUGGGAGGCGCGGACGAUGACCGUGUCCGCGCGCGACGGCGACGGCGCGGCGGUCCUCGCCGCGGAGAUCUCAUCGUCGUCGUCGCGCGGGUCCGCGUCGGGCCUCGCGUCGAGGCUCGCGUCGACCCAGCGGAAUACCAUCGGCGCGGGCGCGAUGGAGCUGAAGGAAGACGACAAGCUGAAGACCCCGCACGCCAUCGAGGCGGCGGCGGAGGUCGAGGCGGCGCGACGAAGUUUCAAGAAGAAGGCGAACCGCAACUCCGUGAUCAAGCGCCUCGAAGCAGCGUCGUCGUCCGGCGUCGACGCCGUGUCGCUCCUGCUCGUGCGCCGCCCGAAGGCGGUCAUCUUCGGCGUCAUCUUCCUCACCAUCCUGGGCGUCGGCGUCACCGUGGCCUGCAACUUCUCGCUGUCGAAGCCGACGGAGUACGACUGGGAGGUGCCCGACGACAAGUUCACGCUGCUGCGCGACAUGAUCGAGGACGCGAGCGACGAGACGGACGAGGCCGCGGCGCUGCGCGUGCGCGGCGACGCGACCUUCCCCUUCUACUUCAUGUACGACGCCGAGCCCAAGUUCCGCGACACGUGCGACGGCCCCGCGGGCAUUUUGACGGCGCGGAACGUGCAGGCCAUGUGCGAGGCCGAGCGCGUGUUCACGGGCCUGGACAAAUACCAGGACUACUGCGUGUUGGACACGGCCGGAGCGUGCACGCCGCUGGCCUACAGCGUGCUCCGGGUCUUCUACGACGGCGACGGCGCGGCGCGCUGCCCGCUGCUGAACCAAUCGGCCGUCGACGCGGGCUGGGCGACCAUGCGGGACCACGAGGCGGCCUACCUCUUCUUCGUCGACGCGGGCGCCUUCGAGCGCGGGUUCCCCUGCCGCGCGCGGAGCAUCGUCUACACGGGGAGCCCCUUGGCGGGGUACGAGAACCUCGCGAAGCGCAACGACAACCAGUACUGGCGCGCGGCGAACGAGCUCGGCGCGGAGGCCGAGGCGGACCUCUGGGACCACUACCACAUGGAGGGCCACUUCCUCAAGUCGCCCUACGACGAGCGCGCGCGCGCGGGCGCGAGCGGCGAGAAGAUGUCGGUGCUCUGGUUCUCGCCGCUCGUCGAGAGCUUCGAGUGGACGCGCCUGACGACGGAGGACUUCAUGGUCGCCUUCGGGUCCGUGCUCUUCGUCUGGCUCUACAUCUCGAAGCACACGGGGAGCUUAUUCGUGGGCAGCAUGGCCAUGCUCCAGAUCACGAUGUCGCUGCCGCUGUCCCUGUUCUUUUAUCGGUGCGUCUUCUGGAUCCGCUACUUCUCGUCCAUGCAGAUGCUCGUCAUCUUCGUCAUCCUGGGCGUCGGCGCCGACGACGUCUUCGUCUUCAGCGACGCCUGGCACCAGGCCGCGCCCAUCGCGGGCGACCGGCCGCCGGCGGGCGACGGCGCCGCGACGGAGGCGUACCUCCACCGGCGGCUCAAGUACGCCUACGUCCGCGCGCUCCAGAGCAUGAUGAACACGUCCUUCACGACGGCCGUGGCCUUCCUCGCCACGGGCGUCCACCCCGUCAUGCCCAUCUCGACGUUCGGCAUCUACGCCGCGGUCUGCGUCUUGGUGAACUACGCCCUGGCGAUGACGUUCACGCCGGCGAUCCUCGUCGUCCAGGACCGCCUGGAGCAGGCCCGCUGGUGCUGCUGGGGCAAGGCGCGGUGCCGGAACGACGCGGCGGACGCGGACCCGGCGCGCCACGAGGGCGGCCGGGCCGUGGAGGCGUACCUGCGGGUCAUGGAGGCCGGCGCGCCGCGGAAGCCCGUCGCCUGGGUCCUCGUGGCCGUGCUCGCGGCGUUGUCCGGCGCGGCGGCCUCCUUCGCGAGCCGCCUCGAGCCGCCCGCGAAGCCGGAGAAGUGGUUUCGGUCCACGCACAUGUUCCAGCAGGCCUUCGACCUCAGCGACGGCGCCUACGGGACCAACGAGGACAGGUACUACCACGCGCUCCAUUUCGUCUUCGGCAUGGACACGCUCGUGCGGAGGAAUUUCGAUAUCUACGUGCCCGAGCGGCGGCGGGGCCGCGUGCGCUACGCGGCGGGCUUCGACCUGUCGCCCGCGGCGUCGCAGGACGCGAUUUUAGCGUCCUGCGACCUCGUCGAAAACUUCCCGUGCUCGUCGGGCGCCUGCGAGUUCGGGUUGUUGGCGCGGCCGAACACGACGCUCUGCUUCAUGCGCGAGUUUCAGCGGUGGCACGGCGGCGCGUACGGCGCGUCGACCUACGGCCUCAACAAGACGACGUUCGACGCGCGGCUCCGCGUCUUCCGGGACACGACGGCCCCGGAGAACGCGGACCUCUACAGCUCCUGGUCCGACGUCAUCGGCUACGUCGACGGCGAGCUGCGCUACGCGCGCGUCGACGCGCGCGUGUCCAUGGACAACCUCGCGCCCGUCUCCGACAAGAAGGACUGCCUCGAGCGGUCGAACGCGCUGUUGAGCGACGUCCGCGCGCUCGCGCGGGGCGUCGACGGUUUGCCGAAGGUCUUCCAGUUCUCGCGGGCCUGGCUCUGGUAUAAAUGCCAGAUCGCGCUCGUCCACGGGCUCCUGGUCGGCAUCUCCAUCGCGUUCCCCGUCGCGUUCGUCGUGCUCGCGGUGGCGACGCAGAACGUCGUGCUGGCGCUCUUCGCCAUCACGUGCAUCGGCUGCAUCGUCGCGGGCGUGCUCGGGCUGUGCUUCCUCUGCGGGUGGUCCCUGGGCAUCCGGGAGAGCGUCGCGGGCGUCAUCGUCAUCGGCCUCGCGGUCGACUACACGAUCCACCUCGGGCACAUGUACGACCACGGCCGCAUCCACGAGAACCUGGCGACGCGCGAGGACCGGACGAAGUACGCCAUGCGCAAGAUGGGCCACACGGUCUUCGCGGGCGCGAUCACGACGGCGGGCUCCGCGUCGCUCAUGCUGCUGUGCCAGCUCACGUUCUUCGUGCAGAUGGCGCUGCUCAUCGUCUUCACCAUCUCCUUCUCCAUCUUCAUGGCGCUGCUCUUCUUCGUGCCCCUGCUCUGGGCCUUCGGGCCCCAGGGCGACCAGGGCAACCUCCUCCACAUCUGGACGUCGCUCCGCGCGCGGUGGGACCGCCGCGGCCCCGACGUCGGCUCGCUCUUCCUGCCGGACGACGAGCCCGACGACGACGCGGCCGAGUCCAAGGAGGACACGGCCGUCCCCGCGGCGCCCGCGAAGCACUCCGUGCUCAUGAUCGCCGAGGACCUGCCCUGCGGCGGGAAGACGCUCAAGGCGACGCUGCCCGCGGGCAAGGCCUGCGGCGCGUCGACGCUUUUGAAGCUCUUCGCGAAGCGCUUCGCGCUCGACUGGGCCGCGCUGGCCCUGCGCCCGCCCGAGGGCGCGCUGCUCCUGGCGGGGGACCGCGUCGUCUUCGGCGACGAGCUCUCCGUCUUCACGGUCGUCCUCGCGCCCGCGCCCGAGGCCGCGGAGCCCCUGAGCGCGCACGCGACCGUCGCCGUCUACGACGGCGCGGCGGGCGGCCGGGCGACGUUCCGCGUCGCGCGCUACCUGCGCUACGCCGCCGUCGCGCCGCACCACGCCGAGGGGCUGCAGGAGACGUUCGCCUUCGACGUCGCGGCCGCGGACGCGCAGACUCGGGAGCUCGCGGACGAGACGACGGCCGCGCUGAGCGCCGUCGUCGCCGCGAUCCCGGCCGGGGCGCGCGUCGAGCUCGAGUGGGUCCAGCUCGCCAUGCCCGGGCGGCCGCGGCGCGUCGUCCGCCAGGUGCAGAAGCUCGAGGCGCUGACCGAGGCCGCGGAGGCGGCGCUCGCGAAGCGGUACCCGGCGCCGCGGCUCAUGAUGCGCAAGGAGGAGGUCGCCAAGGGCGCCGUCUUCGAGCUCGAGGGCUGCACCUGCGCGGCGUGCGUCCCGCCGCCCGUCUGCGUGCCCUGCGCGCCGGAUAACCUCAUACGUUAG
Messenger RNA from Aureococcus anophagefferens, 7137 nucleotides. RefSeq lists its product as hypothetical. Bases 1 to 7137 code for a protein of 2378 amino acids. Gene Ontology annotation, cellular component: membrane. NCBI's taxonomy places the organism in Eukaryota, Pelagophyceae, Pelagomonadales, Pelagomonadaceae. The record is from RefSeq and is a predicted model, not a curated record. The transcript is spliced from 7 exons.